AUGGCCGAUCACACGGAAGUGAUGAAAGGGAUUCAUCAGUACCCAGGCAUUCGGUAUCCUGUCCUUACUCCUAAUCUUCAGGGUUUUCACCAUGCUGUUGCUGCUGGUGCCACUGAAAUAUCAGUGUUUGGUGCUGCAUCUGAAUUAUUUAGCAAGAAGAAUAUUAACUGUUCAAUUGAAGAGAGUAUGGAGAAGUUUGAGGAGGUUGUUAAGUCUGCAAGGCACAUGAGUAUUCCAGUCCGAGGGUAUGUGUCUUGUGCCCUGGGCUGUCCAUAUGAAGGAAGUAUCGCACCACAAAAAGUGACAGAAGUGUCUAAGAGACUGUAUGGCAUGGGCUGUUAUGAGAUAUCUCUGGGGGACACAAUAGGAGUUGGCACUCCAGGAAGCAUGAAGAGAAUGCUGGAAAGUGUCAUGAAAGAAAUCCCUCCAAGGGCUCUUGCCGUACACUGUCAUGACACCUAUGGACAAGCCUUAGUGAACAUCCUAACGGCCCUUCAGAUGGGGAUCAGCGUGGUUGACUCUGCAGUCUCCGGAUUAGGUGGUUGCCCGUAUGCUAAAGGUGCUUCUGGGAAUGUGGCCACCGAGGACUUGGUCUAUAUGCUCAACGGUCUGGGGCUCAACUCCGGUGUGAAUCUUUACAAAGUGAUGGAAGCCGGUGACUUUAUCUGCAAAGCUGUGAAUAAAACCACAAACUCCAAAGUAGCCCAAGCCUGCCUCAGUGCUUGACUUGAGCAAACAGGCGACAAAUCUAAGAAGAUCCAUUUCAGCUACAAAUAUUUAUCUGAAAACAAUUGUCAUCAGCUUACUCUGAAACGAAGUAAUAAAUAGUUGGGGGAAAGGAGAUGCUUUGAAAAGGUAGAAUUGGAUAGAUAAUGAAGUCAGCAGGAAGCGCCAUCAGUCAUUGGAUAACUUGUAGCAGAGGCUAACUAAUAAAACUUGGAGUUGUGUAUGAAUUGGGAGAAAAGGCUACUCUCUUGGUCUUAGAGAAAUAACUUUUUAAUUUAGUAGAUGUGAAAAUUAACUUCAGAUUUCUCUAAAUAUCGGACACUGUGUCAAUACUUAAUCAAGCUGGCUUAGCACAGUGGACAUAUUGUCGGUGGUUUAUGAGCUCCGCGCGGUGUGUGGCCUCAGUAUUAUGUGCUAUGCCUCUGGAUCUCAACUUUUCAUUUGCCAAGUCAGUUAAGUUAUGGACCAAGCGCCAAAACUCCAUCUGACCCUACAUAAUUUUUAGCAAUAGAACUUUUACAUUUCAAAUAUGGCUAACAUCUGUUAACCAUUUCAAUGACUUUAUCUUGUUCCAAGAGGCUGUGGUCGAUGGCAAGACGCCACAUCCUGGAAACGUAACACGACCUCCCAUGUUCCUCACAUGCGGCCAGUUUACCAUCCUUUCCCUUUCAUCGGUUAUGUGAAAAACCAGCAUGGUGUUGCUCAACUAUUGAGAAGUAGAAAUCCUGAUUUUAAUCUGAUGUCUAAAUUACAGUGAUGAGAUAGACUGAUGUUUGUGGCAUAACCCACAUUUGGAAUUUUCUGAUCAUUUCCAAAUUAACCGGGAGAACAUUACUGUGAUCCUAAGAGUAUUAGUUUUUAAUUUACAAAAAUAAAUGGUUUUCCACUGCAUCUGGGCACUUUGAUUAUAUCAGCUUUUUUUCUUCGUUUAUUUCUUAUGUUUACUUAUAAUCUUGAAGUGGCUGAAAUUUUAUCUUUGAUACUAGAAAGUAUUGCCAGAAAUAGCAAAAAAUAAUAUAUCAAAGAUGAGAAGAGGAAUAGAAGGACCAUAUUAAGGAAAAUAUUUCUGUAAUCUAUGCAAAUCAUAUGGUGGCAAUAUUAUUACAUGUGGGUCUGAAACAUCAGUUCUAUUAUUUAUCUAGACUUCUCCAAUAAUGCUGGGUGAUUUUAAUCUCUGAAUAAAUUUGCAUAUACCUUGGACUA
Sorex araneus (European shrew) is the source of this 1929-nucleotide messenger RNA. Its product is annotated as 3-hydroxy-3-methylglutaryl-CoA lyase, cytoplasmic. NCBI's taxonomy places the organism in Eukaryota, Metazoa, Chordata, Mammalia, Eulipotyphla, Soricidae. The transcript has 6 exons. Gene Ontology annotation, cellular component: cytosol; endoplasmic reticulum. The record is from RefSeq and is a predicted model, not a curated record. Gene Ontology annotation, molecular function: hydroxymethylglutaryl-CoA lyase activity. The coding region runs from base 1 to 726 and encodes 241 amino acids. Gene Ontology annotation, biological process: L-leucine catabolic process; ketone body biosynthetic process.